Molecule: messenger RNA, 3521 nt
Organism: Klebsormidium nitens
Lineage: Eukaryota; Viridiplantae; Streptophyta; Klebsormidiophyceae; Klebsormidiales; Klebsormidiaceae
Source: the annotation of a GenBank genome assembly
GUGCUCUAGCUAUUCAGGUUCAGGUUCAGGUUUUCCAAUAAUGCAAGCAUCAUCGUGCGGUUGAUUCUACCUGGUAGCUUAGCAGGGCUGCUGCAAGCGCCGUGCUUGGGCGAGCCAACAGAGAAGGGUGGAAGAAUACAGUUCCUGUAUGCGCACGUGCCUCAGACUCCUCCCAGCUGGUGGGACAGGCAAGGAUCCAAGACUCCGCUGAUUGGGGGUCACCGCAUUGAUAGGAUAUUGCGGGCAGCAAUGCUGAUGGCCUUUCGUCAUUCAGCAGGUCUGCCCUAGCUCUCAACCUCAGACAUUGGAUUCCGCUGAUUAAGCGAUGCUAGGGCCUCCGUAGGGCCUGUUUCUCUGGCCAUUCCAAUCCCUCAAUCGCGUCCCCAGUCAUGGCAACCAGGCAGGGGGAGGCGUCCGUCAGCAAUGAAGACGGAACUGCUGUGUCCGAAACCCCCUUGGACGCAUUGGGGAAGGCAGAAGCUGCAGCCGACGCAGCCGCAUUUGUUGCAGGCAAGCUGGAGGAUCUCCGGAAGGCAGUGGAAAACAACAAGGACUCCUUUGACAAGGCAUUUGCCAGUGCGUUGACGGGGGUGCUGAAUGGCCUGACCGCGGUGCCCUAUGUUGGGAUUGUAGCGCAGAUGGCCAAGUCGGUGCUGGAGCACGUUCACAACCACUCGGCCGUGCCUAGGAAAUUGGCAAAAAUGCUUAGGUGGUUCCAGGAGCAGGAUUUGGACAGGGUCCUUGGGAGCGUGCCGCAAGGAGCGGCCUCGCUGCUAGAGUUGAAGAAGACCAUGGUGGAGGCAGAUCUAAUCGCACAGACGAUCAAAGGGAAGGGCUGGGGCAACCGCUUCUUCCUUGCGGCGCCCUAUGAGGCGGAGCUGAAGGGAAAGCUGGGCAGUUUGAAGGAGGUGAGGGCCAACUUUCCGCUGGAAGCGACCUGUGACAAUGUUGAAAUGUUAAUUUCGGUACUAGCGCUUUUGCAGUCAAGCAGACCGGAAGCAACCGCAGCCAAGCACAAUGUGCCGGAGGUGGGCCCUUUUUUUGUGGGGCGGGAGGAGGUCCUUAAGGAGAUGUCCGACGCGCUGUGGGGGGGUGCAGAGACCAGCGCAGGCUCCCGUAUAAUUGUGUGCCUCUGGGGGAUCGAGGGCAUUGGGAAGACAGAGCUGGCGUGCAAGUACUCCCACGAAAAUCUGAGCCGGUACGGGAAGGUGCUGUGGGUCGACGUCCAACGCAAAGGGGCGCAGGGGGGCUACGCGGCUUCAGGGGGGGAUGUCUUGGGGUUGACCCAAGGUCCCGGCGAGCAACUAGAGGACUACGUGAAGCGGGUCAGGCUGACGCUGGAGAAUCAAACGGAGCCUUUCCUUCUGGUUUUUGACGGGGCUGGUGGGGAAACCCUGUCGGAGCUGCAGGCGUUGUUGCCAGGAGAGCGCCAGGCGUGCCACGUGCUCGUCACGACUGCGGACGAUCUGGCUCUGCGGCAACAUGGGGCGGUGCCAGUGGCUGUAGAAAGUCUUGGUAGGGACGAGGCGCAGGCGCUGCUGAAACGGGAGCUGAUUAUGGAGAGCGCAUCGCGGAGUGGGGAAAUCCUCGAUGAAGUGGCAAAGCGGCUGGGGUAUCUUACGAUUGCUUUGACAGGAGCGGCUUCUUUGCUGGAACGGCGCUUGUUCGAGCGCAAUCCGUUCGAAAAGUUUCUAGCAGAGGUGGGCGAGCUUGGAGGUGUGGGGCCGGCGAACAGAGUGUUGGGGCUCAAUCUUCGCUUCCUGGAAAGAGGAAUUCCCCUCGGGCCCAACAUUGUGGUGCUCCAGUUUGCCUUUUACAUUGCCAUGGUAUCCGGGUGGUUUGGGGAAGGGCCUGUUCGCAUCGAGCCUUUGCUGGAAGCAGCAAAAAGGCUGGUUGCGGCAGUCCGCGCAGAGACGGAAGCGAGUGACGACGAAGCAAACAUUGAGUUGGACAUGAUCUACCAUUCUCUGCCCACUCAACGAACAGCAGAGGCUGAAGAAGGUGCUGAACAAAAAAAGGUUACCAGCUUGACCUUCCACGUGCUCUUUCUUGAGUACGUGAGGCGCCAGGACGGGGUGGACGCGGCCAGAGCGGCAACUCUGGCUACGGUUGCGGGCAUGGAAUGCGCCGCGGGAACAUUGCAGCAGUUCCGGGGGGUUUGGAACGUGGUGGUCAAGCUUCUGGGCGCCCUCGACCGUUCGGAGUUGGAGAAUGCUCGUAGGGUUGGGGCCAAGUACGCAGGAUAUCUCCUGGGCGAUGGUGGCGAUUGCAAGACGGCUGAAGCGGUGCUCGAGAGCGGUCUCGAAACGUUGGGGGAGGGAUCGCGGGGUUGGGAGUGGAGGCUUCAACUCGCGCAAGCCCUGAACCGAUCCGGGGGUUACGCUCGUGCCGCGGAGAUUGCCGAGGGUGUGGUCAAGGAAGUUGAGGACACAGAUGCAGCUCCCCCAGCUCCCCCAGCUCCCCCUAUCGAAAGAAAGCGGAAGCAGAAUACCAAGCGGUGGCUCUGUUGCUUUGGACGGCAAGAUGGGGGUCCGGGUCCAGAAGUCGAUGGCGGGCUUGACUUGGUCAACACUGGUCUGGUUCGGGCACGAGCGUGGCAGGUGCAAGCAACUAUCCAUGAAAGUUAAGGGAGGCAUGCAGAAGCGCUUCAGCUCCUCGGGCAAAGCCUGCUUGCCACGGAGAAGGCCCUAGGGCCGGACCACCUCGACGUGGCCCCCGCGCUGAAAAGCAUGGCGGCCGUGCUCCAGAGCCAAGGCAAGUUGGACGAGGCGCUGCCGCUGCUCCAGCGGGCGCUUCGCAUAGAUGAGACGGCUCGGGGACCGGACGACCCCCACGUGGCUAUCACGCUGCACAGCCUUGCGGCCCUACUCGGCGACCAAGGCAAGUACGAGGAGGCCCUUGCGCUGUACGAGAGGGCGCUCGCAACCCGGGAGAGGGCCCUGGAUUUGGAUCACCCCACGUGGCUGUCACGCUGAAUAGCAUGGGGGCCCUCGUUUGUAAGAAAGGCAGGGACGAAGAGGCGGUGCCGCUCUUCAAGAGGGCGCUUGGGAUCCGGGAGAAGGCGCUCGGCCCCGCACAUCCCGACACGAAUACCCUAAGGUCUGACUUGGAGGACGCGGAGCGGAAGGUGGCUCAGAUGGCAUUGCGCACGGACCAGGGGAUGGGCUCGUCGGUCGGCGAAGAUACUGCGGAGAGCCGCAGUUCGGGAGCUCAGGGAACGGUCAAGUAGUAAGAGCAAUCUUUGAGAGAUCAUUGAGAGGGCCUCUCAUGCCUGGAGCUGUGUAGUAGAGUUCUAGACAGGAAGCCUGUGUUAGCCUUUGCGUACAGACAACCGAAACUUAUCCAACUUGUUGUGGAAUCGCAUCGAUCGUGUCCGAGGUUGAUAGAUGGAUAGGACUCGUGUUGAGCCUUGAGAAACAAUAAAGGGUGGUGCAAAAUGGAACUUGCAUGGCAGAACGAUCCGACCAAUCUACCAUUCUGACUAUGAAAGGGCGCCACAUGCAUAUCCAGAUCGUUCGUGG